UUCGUCGGGUGUGUAUGAACCACCUACCUAAUCUACGGCGCAUGUUACCCAUCAACGCCGCAUAUAUCACCAGAUUUCAUCUACCGGACACGAAUGAUUUUUGUCCGAGCUAAUGAAAAAGCAUGGUUACACUAUGUUGUACCAGUGCUAGUUUUAUUUUGGAAUGUGGGAUUUUAUCGAGUUUUUAGGCCGUUGAUGUCAUAGAAUGAGAUCAACAUUUGGCCCGCUGGACUACUCAGUUCCCCAGCCCUAUACCAGCCACUUAGCCAACGGUUAUGGACCAUCAUAGUUCAUAUUCAGUACCGGAUCCAGCUAAACGGGUAGGACUACAGAAUGUAAUCUGGGUUUGAGAAGCAUCUAAUCCAAGUUUCAUAGUUUCUGCAACUUAGCUCAAGUGGAAGAAGAACAACACAGAUAAACCUUCGACUAAAGAAAAUGAAGCUUUUUCUUCGUCUCCGCAACCCCAAUUUCCAAUACAGAAAUCUUUGCAGCAUACCCAAAUCUUUCUCACCAGAAAAUGAUGACGAAAAAGAGGAAGGAUUUAUAAAAAUUCUCAGAGAAAUCAUGAAAGGAAAACAGAAUUGGUCCCAAUCAUUCAAUAAUACAUUCAUUACCCAGAGACUAAAGCCAGUGCAUGUUGAAAAAACAUUGAUUCUAACACUUCUUGAUAAUGAUGGUGGUGGUGAUCCAAGGUUAGCUUUAAGAUUUUUUAAUUUCUUAGGUUUACAUAAAAAAUUUGAUCAUUCAAUAAUAUCAUUUUGUAUAUUAAUUCAUGGAUUAGUUCAAUUUAAUCAUUAUUGGCCUGCCCAUUCAGUUCUUCAAACGUUACUUCUUCGCGGAUUAAGCUCUAAUGAAGUAUUUGAUUCACUAAUGUAUGUGUAUGAAAAAUACAAUUUUAAAUCUAUUCAGGGGUUUGAUCUAUUGAUUCAGAAUUAUAUUCAAGAUCGACGUGUAUUAGAUUGUGUUAAGAUUAUUAAUCUAAUGAUUAAGAGAGAUUUGUUUCUUGAAGUUAGAACUUUUAGUGCGGUUUUGAGUGCGUUGGUGAAGAUCAAGAGAUUUGAUGUUGUUUUGAGUAUGUUUGAUGAGAUGGUGAAGUUUGGGCUGAAGCCUGAUGUUUAUGUUUAUACGGCGGUGGUCAGGAGUUUUUGUGAAUUGAAGGAUUUUGUUGGGGCGAUGAAGAUUGUUAAGGAGAUGGAGAAUGAUGGUGGCUUGGAAUUGAGUAUUGUGACUUAUAAUAAUCUGAUUCAUGGGCUCUGUAAAGAGCAUAGAGUUUUAGAGGCUGUUGAGGUUAAGAACUCCUUGAGUGUUAGGAAACUGAAAGCUGAUGUUGUAAUGUAUUGCACGCUUGUGCUUGGACUUUGUAAAAUUGAAGAAAUGGAAAUUGCUUCGGAUAUGAUGGAUGAGAUGAUUGGUUUAGGGUUCGUUCCUAGUGAAGCUGUGUGUUCUGCGCUAGUUGAGUUAUUAAGAAGGAAAGAUAAGAACUUAGAGGCUUUCUUUAUGGUUGACAAGUUGGCGAAGCUGAGAUUAGUACCUACAUUGUUUUCUUAUAAUGCUCUGAUGAACUCUCUUUGCAAAUGUGGGAAAUUGGAUGAAGCAGUGUCAUUGUUCACUAAGAUGAAAGAAAGGGGUCUGUAUGCAAAUGACGUUACAUAUUCAGUUUUGAUUGAUUCGUACAGCAAGAAUCGAAAAAUGGAUGAAGCAAGACAUCUUCUUCAUAAAAUGGCUGAGGAGCAUAUAAAGGCGACUGUCUAUACUUACAAUUCCUUGAUAAAUGGGUACUGCAAGUUAGGGAGAAUGAAAGAGGCAGAGUCACUGUUUAAUAAGAUGAAUAUUCAGGGAUUGGAACCAACUGUGAUAACGUAUACAACAUUAAUAAGUGGAUAUUGUAGAGAAGAAGAUCUGGGUAACGCAUUUAGGCUUUAUCAUGAGAUGUCAAGUAGAAGCAUCCCACCAAACACACACACAUUUACUGCAUUGAUUGGAGGUCUUGGUUGUGCAAAAAUGAUGACUGAGGCGGAUAAUAUGUUCAAUGAGAUGUUGGAACAGAAUGUUAUCCCAAACGAAGUAACAUAUAAUGUUCUGAUUGAUGGACAUUGUAGGCUGGGAAACACAGUGAAAGCGUUUGAAUUACUUGACGAAAUGAUAGAGAAGGGCCUUGUGCCAGAUACGUAUACUUAUAGACCUCUAAUAAGUGGUCUUUCUUUGACAGGUAGAGUAUCUGAAGCCAGAGAAUUUGUGGAUGACCUUCAUAGAGGAAACCAAAACCUGAACAUGAUAUGCUUUACGGAAAUUCUACAUGGGCUUUGCAAGGAAGGAAAGUUAAGAGAUGCCUUGAAUGUUUGCAAGGAGAUCACAGCAAAAGGAAUCGACAUUGAUCUUGUUAGCUACAGUGUUCUUAUUUAUGGCGCCCUCAAACAACGAGAUAUGGUGCAUCUGUCACUACUAUUGAAGGAGAUGUAUAAACGAGGAUUCAAGCCUGAUCAUGUGGUAUACACAAGUAUGAUUGAUUCACACUGCAAAUCAGGAAACCUUGUGGAGGCCUUCAAAUUUUGGGAUAAGAUGAUGGAAGACGGGUGCACACCUAAUGUUGUGACCUACACUGUUCUAAUAAAUGGGUUAUGUAAGGCAGGGUUCGUGGAAAAGGCCGAGCUGCUGUGUAAGGAGAUGUUGGCUACAGAAUCCAUCCCUAAUCAGGUAACUUAUGGUUGUUUUCUUGAUAAUCUCACAAAGGAAGGACAUAUGGAGAAAGCUUUGGAGCUGCAUAAAUCUAUGCUUAGGGGGUGUUUAGCAAAUACGGUGACUUACAAUAUACUUAUUCGAGGAUUUUGCAAAUUGGGUAGAAUGCGAGAGGCAUCAGAACUUCUUAUGGAAAUGCUUGAUUAUGGUGUUUUUCCUGAUUGUAUUAGUCAUUCGAUACUUAUUUAUGAGUACUGCAAGAGCGGGGAAUUGCAUGAAGCUUUCAAGUUAUGGAAUUUGAUGCUAAGCAUGAAUAUCAAGCCUGAUAGGUUGGCUUAUAAUUUUCUGAUAUAUGGGUGUUGUGUCAAUGGGGAAGUAGCCAAGGCUUUUGAAUUACGAGAUGAGAUGAUGAGGAAAGGAGUUGCGCCAAAUCCGGUCACUUACAAGUUCCUCAAUCAUGGAACUUGCUCAAUUAAUUCCUAAUUUAAUGGUGGAUAGCUAUUUUUCAGGUAUAUUUAGCUUCCCAUUCUUAGCCAUUGCCCAUGGGGAAGCCAUACAUUUUCUGUACGUAUUUACUUGUAAAGUGAUUGGUUAGAAGAGACACGGUGGGUGGACCAGAGAGGAUCAAAAGGUAAUAGCUACGGCUCUAAGGCUUUGAGCAUUGAGCGUUCUUGUAGAUCUGGGUGUUUCUUUGAGACCAACAAGAUCAAGGAUAACUGAGAAUGUUUGGAUACCAACCUCCUAGGCCGGGUCUGAUCAUGGUAUGAUGUCUGGCUUCGUGUGGAAACCCGGGGAAUGGUGGAGCAAGGUUAAGAGUGCUUACUGAUCAUAAACGACAAUUGUGAGGUUUUGGGGGGGCAUCUCUGCAGGUCUUAGGAUCUGCUCCAAUUUCAUUGCGGAGUUGAAUGUAGAGAACAACUAGCUGGAUGUGCGGGUUUUUUCGGAUUCUGCUUCUGCAAGUUAGUUAUGUAAAUCAAAGAGGUUACCUUGGUGCAUGCAGAGAUGAUGAUGAGAACAUUGAGAAGCUAGAAGAACAAUCACAGACAUCAAUUUCUCUUAUGUGGUGAUGGAUGUAAAACUUAAAGGAAAUGAAAUACUAGAAUACAAGUUAUUUUGGUCUUGGGUAGCAGAUGUCUUCUUCUAAAAGAGGUUAAAAUAGAAUCCUAUUAUAAGAAUCCAAACUUGAGGGCUCAUAAGAUGACAAAAUUGAGCCAAUCAAAUAGCAAUCAACAAAAACCCCAUUUUUGAAAAAAAAAAUGCGAAAAGUGAUUUAUAUUAUUAA
Papaver somniferum (opium poppy) is the source of this 3958-nucleotide messenger RNA. RefSeq names its product putative pentatricopeptide repeat-containing protein At5g59900. The record is from RefSeq and is a predicted model, not a curated record. NCBI's taxonomy places the organism in Eukaryota, Viridiplantae, Streptophyta, Magnoliopsida, Ranunculales, Papaveraceae. Bases 436 to 3159 code for a protein of 907 amino acids. Gene Ontology annotation, molecular function: protein binding. The transcript has a single exon.